Molecule: messenger RNA, 1740 nt
Organism: Orycteropus afer afer
Lineage: Eukaryota; Metazoa; Chordata; Mammalia; Tubulidentata; Orycteropodidae
Gene: ANKRD33
Product: ankyrin repeat domain 33
Biological process (GO): negative regulation of transcription regulatory region DNA binding; negative regulation of transcription by RNA polymerase II
Molecular function (GO): protein binding
Source: RefSeq, a predicted model, not a curated record
AUGCCGCUCUCGCGGUUGUCCCGGCCCGGCGCUGCCGCGGGGUCCCAGCCCCACAGCCGCACCGAGGCACCCAGCGCGUCCGUCAUUUGCGGGCUAGGGCCCAGUAGAGUUCAGAGAUUGCUUCCAAACGAGAAGAUUCGGGCAGUCUCCCCCGGAGCCGUGGCUCGCUACUGCUGCAGCCUCCGCACCAAUGGGCGCAAGGAAGCGGGGGCCGGUCAGCGGCCGAAAGGCGAGCCCCUUCUCUUCCCGCCCCCUCCCCCGGAGAAUGACCCUCGGCUCCCACGCACCCGCUCCAGUCUCGCGCCUGCCUUGCCCUUCGACCCCAAACUAGUUGAACCCCGCGACCCGCAGCCCCCGCUCUCCCCGGCCCUCGCCUGCCCGCCCCCGCCUCUCAGGGACUGUCGGCUGUCGGAGCGGGAAGUUGGGGUGGAGGCGGAGGUCCGGCAGGCGAGGAGAGGUCCGGGAGCCGAUCGCGGUUGUGGGGGAGCAGCCUGGCCCGCGGAGCAUGUCCACUGGGUAUGCUGGCUUCCUGAGGAGGGGGGCACAAACCUUCUCACCCCCAGGCUGGAAGAGGAAGAGCAUCCCUUGUGGAGAGGAAGGGAGCUGGCAGCGUCUGAGGCACUGAACUGCCCCGACAAUGAGACCCAUGCCCCAAGCUGCAGUCUGGGGGCCCUGUACUGGGCCUGUGCUCGAAAUGACCCUGCCCAGCUCCAGUCCCUGCUGGAUGGUGGGGUCUCCCCAGAGGAGGCCACCCAAGUGGACAGCAAUGGGAGGACAGGCCUCAUGGUCGCCUGCUACCAUGGCUUCGGGAGUAUUGUGGCCCUGCUCAACCACUGUCCUUUCCUUGAUGUGAACCAGCAAGACAGAGAAGGGGACACGGCCCUCAUGCUAGCUGCCCAAGCAGGCCAUGUGCCCCUGGUGAGUCUUCUGCUCAACUACUAUGCAGGCCUGGACCUGGAGCGCCGGGACCAGCGGGGGCUCACGGCUCUGAUGAAGGCUGCCAUGCGAGAUCGCUCAGAGUGUGCUGACCUGGAAGCGGUGGACCCCGCCAGGGGCAAGACGGCCCUGGAGUGGGCGGUGCUGACCGACAGCUUCACCACAGUGCAGAGGAUCCGGCAGCUGCUACGGCGGCCCCGAGCUGAGCAGCUCAGCCAGCACUACCAGCCUGAGUGGCCAGCCUUGUCUGGGCUGGUGGCUCAGGCCCAGACCACGCCAUCCCUGCUAGAGAGACUGCAGGCCACCCUGAGCCUCCCCUUCUCCCAGUCUCCUCAGGAGGGGGGCGUCCUGGACCACCUCGUGACCGUCACAACCAGUCUGGCCAGUCCCUUCCUCACCACUGCCUGCUGCACCCUAUGCCCUGAUCGUCCACCUGCACUGGGCACCCGAAACGUGUCUGUGCCAGAGCUGCUAGGCACAGUCCCGGUCCCGCCCCUGACCCCCAAAUCCUCCCCAGUAGUCCCUAAUGCCAGCGUCCUCCUCAUCCCCUAUCAGAGCCCUCAGGGUAUGUUGAGCCUGUGCCCUCACUGGCUACAGCCCAGGGACAGUACCAGCCCCAAACCCCAAGCCCCCAGAAUCCUCCUCUCCAAGGCACCCAAGUCCCCCAGACAGCAUAAGCAGGAGCCCAAGCCUGCUGAACGUAGUCUGGCCCUUCCUAUCUGGCGAUACCAGGAGCUCAGGAGGGAGAGGCGGAAGCAGGAGGAGGAGGCCAGGUGUGCACAGAGCCUGGGAAAGAUGGGCUAG